CCAUUUUCAAAUUUGAAAGAAGACUGAUUAGAAUUUGGAAGAUCAAAAUGCUGCAGUACCCAUGGUCGACCCGGGUGAUUCCGACGUCGUAUCUUCUCCCGGCGCAGUGGCCGCAGCCGCAGAACGACGAGCUCCUCCUCGCCAUGGAAGAGGCGGAGUACGAAGAGAAGUGCAACGAAAUCAGGAAGGCAAAUAGCAACUCAAUCAUUAUUGGAAAAACCGCAGUCGAGAAUGAUAAAGAAGAUUUCGACAACGAUGCUGAUGAUGACGAAGGUGACAAUGCAGAAGAGUCUGAAGGCGACGAAUUUGAGCAAGAAACCAGUUGAAAAGCGCGUUGCAUUUCCAUUUUAGCUGUAUCAAUCGUAAAAUUCUUUGGCUUUUAAUGUCCUGCACCUUAAAUAUGUGUUUUGAGCCUUUUAAUAUGCUUUUCUCGAUUUAUAAUCGUGUGUAAAAAAAAUCGAGUCCAGAGCUGUAUUUUUUUUGCCGAAAGAUUUCAAGAAUAUAUUCCGAAUUAGUUUCAACCUUUAGAUUUGAUGCCCUUAUUCGUUGAAUUCAGUUAGACGUGUAAAUUGAUUCUUGGUUUUAUAUUCUUUUAAUGGAAUAUGGCAUCUUUGGGUUUAUCUUCUGAAAACCAUUUCCAGAUUUGACAAAAUCCCAGUUCUGUUGUCCGUUAUAUGAUUCGAACACGACGAAAGCUACAUGUGCAGAUCUGCAUACCUUUUUCUCGGACUGGUUGCUUUGAGAGCUUCUGUGAUGUUAACCACAAGUUGAGGAGCAUAAUCCGACUUAAAAGUAUCGUCGCAGGUACAACUUGUGCUACUGUUUUUUUCUAUAUUCUUUUUCAAUCUUUUUUGCUUUUAGAAUCGAUCGGAUAAUUCUUUCAAUUCCUCUACGUGUGAUUCGUGCAUUUGACCCUCAAUCUGAAGUUAUAUAUGCUUGAGAGAUAUUCUUUCGUAAGAAUAUGGCAUGUUUGAUCAAGUGUCAACGAACGUUUU
Molecule: messenger RNA, 995 nt
Organism: Erythranthe guttata (spotted monkey flower)
Lineage: Eukaryota; Viridiplantae; Streptophyta; Magnoliopsida; Lamiales; Phrymaceae
Product: transcription termination factor
Biological process (GO): regulation of mitotic cell cycle spindle assembly checkpoint
Cellular component (GO): anaphase-promoting complex
Source: RefSeq, a predicted model, not a curated record